This is a messenger RNA of Seminavis robusta, 1437 nucleotides long. The record is from the annotation of a GenBank genome assembly. Lineage: Eukaryota; Bacillariophyta; Bacillariophyceae; Naviculales; Naviculaceae.
AUGUCCACCCCCACGAGAGUCAAGCAAGAAGAAACACCUGCCGCUGUCAAACAAGAAGAAACUCCUGCCAAGGAUACAACCACCAGCAUUUCUUCACCCUGUCCAUCAUCAUCCACCCUCAAGAGUCCAGGAGGAGGACGAGGUCCCAAGUGCGAUGUGUGUGGAUUCCGAGAUGGUCGCCAUGGAAUGAAAAUGGUCUCGUGCACGGAAUGCAAGGUACAUGUCCACCGUGAUUGUUAUGGGAUGCCAACGUAUAUCAAGGACGAAUUUGUUUGCUGGGCGUGUCAAGCCGUGGGCAAGUCCUUUUAUGUCCAUCACAGAGACAACAACACCCAUCAACGCGUCAAAUUACAAGUCACACAGACGGAACGACCCCAAAUUUGUGACUUGUGCGGGCAUCAAGACGACGACAUGCACGCCAUGCAUCCGGUCUACGACACCUAUGGACCUCGGGCGCGACAGUUGCAUGUGCCAAUAACAAACGACAACAAUGAUGACACGACAAAGAGACGAUUGGUUUGGGCACACACCAUUUGUGGCUUUUUCCUCUGCACCCAAAACUGCAUGUAUGCCGUCUCACAAGAAGGAACCACCCAUGAAGGAUUAGAAGAUAAUCCCAAAGACGAUCGGUCCAUUAACCCAGAACUACAGUUGGAGGAUGAUGAUGACGACGAAGAUGAAGAAAACGACCUCUACGAUGGUUUUGCUCCGUCCCAUCAUUUUGUCUACUACGUCCCAAAGGACGCAAAUGGUGUCGUUCAACACACAUCGCGGAGCCGAGAAAUUAACAGACGACAACAAUUGAAAUGCGAAAUAUGCAACCAGGACGAUACAGCCGACCAUGUAUAUCGCAUUCCCGUCCAAUGCUCGGCGGGGGAACGGACCGAACCACGAGAGCAUCGUGUCAAACACUCCGAUCUACAAUUGGACAAGAAUGAAAGUUGUACCCAUGCCUUUCACGUGGGAUGUGCCCGAUUUACCAUGCCGCAGGAGCACAAACGAGUAUUAUACUUUCCUGGUCUGCCAGACGACAGUACGGCCAAACCGGUGCGAUGCAUCUACUGCCCGGUCCAUGCCAAAGAUAUCAACAAGAAGGAACAUGGAAGACGGCUGCAACAACAAGAUGAUCAACUCCAAGCCCACAAGGCCAAACGGAAAUUGGCCAUGGCGCAAAAAUAUGGUAGAGCAUUGACCUUGUCGUCUCCCACGAAACGGAUCAAGACGGGGGAGGAUGAUUCCUCGUUGCCAGCUUUGGAACGUGUCAAGAGGGAUCUCGAGGCAAGAGUUAUCCACAUUCGGAAAGAGCAAGGCAAGGCAUGGAUCCAGGAACAAAAGAAAUUAUGGUCCAAGCGACUAUCCAAGGAGGAGCUGAAAGCUGUGUGGAAGCAUGCCAAAGAACAUGCCUAUAAAGUUUGGGAGAAGCACAAUGGUAGUUAA